Molecule: messenger RNA, 780 nt
Organism: Prunus armeniaca (apricot)
Lineage: Eukaryota; Viridiplantae; Streptophyta; Magnoliopsida; Rosales; Rosaceae
Source: the annotation of a GenBank genome assembly
AUGAGUUCAGACAGCAGGAGCCGAAGCAGGAGCAGGAGCAGGAGCCCUACGGAUCGUAAGAUCCGUUCUGAUCGCUUUUCCUACCGCGAUGCACCUUACAGGAGAGAUGGAGGACGUCGGGGUUUCAGCCGAGACAAUCUGUGCAAGAACUGCAAACGUCCAGGCCAUUAUGCUAGAGAAUGCCCUAAUGUUGCAAUUUGUCACAAUUGCGGUCUUCCUGGGCACAUUGCUUCAGAGUGUACUACAAAGUCACUAUGUUGGAAUUGCCGGGAACCUGGUCACAUGGCCAGUAACUGCCCAAAUGAAGGCAUCUGCCACACCUGUGGUAAGGCUGGACAUCGCGCUAGAGAUUGCACAGCUCCCCCAAUGCCACCUGGGGACUUGAGGUUGUGCAACAACUGCUACAAGCAGGGUCAUAUUGCAGCUGACUGCACAAAUGAUAAAGCAUGUAACAACUGUAGAAAGACAGGUCACCUAGCACGUGAUUGCCCGAAUGAACCCAUCUGUAACUUAUGCAAUGUAUCUGGGCAUGUGGCAAGACAGUGCCCCCGAGCCAAUGUCUUGGGAGAGCAGCGUGGAGGUGGAGGUGGAGGUGGAGGAGGUGGAAUGCGCGGCGGCGGUUACCGUGACAUUGUAUGUAGGAACUGCCAACAACUUGGGCAUAUGAGCAGGGAUUGUAUGGGCCCCUUGAUGAUCUGUCACAACUGUGGGGGACGAGGACACCUGGCAUACGAGUGCCCUUCUGGCAGAUUUAUGGAUCGCUACCCCAGGAGGUACUGA